AUGGAGGAUCCAGCAGAGAUUGCAGCUCUGGCUGUCGAGUACUUGCAAUCGUUGGACAAUCUGCCUCAAGAAGUGACGCAUCGCAUCAAGGAGAUUCAACACAAGGAUGCCAAGUUGCAAGGUGAGCUCGCUCGCUCGCUCGCGUACACUCCAGCUUGCUCCUUGCACGGCGUCCAUGGAUUGGUUCCCUUGCUCACUUUGCCCCGCCACACACUCGCGCACGCCACACUCUGAAUGCGGCAAUGCCCAGAACUCUUGCCAAAGAUUGCGUCGCGCGAAGCCAACUUGCGCGAACUUCUUUUGCGCUCCGGCGGUGCCAGAAGCAGCGGCAGCGGCAGCGGCAGCGGCAGCGGCAGCGGUAGCAGCAGCGCGCCAGGCACGGGACCUUUGAGCGAAUCCGACUCUCUCAAAGCCGAGAAAUUGGCAGAGCGUAUCCGAUCGGAUUACAAGCGGGCAGAUGAUUGGUCGGAAAGCAAAGCUGCUCUUUCCUUGGCAUUAUGGCGCAGCGUGGAUGGGCAUCUGAAAAGGCUCAAUGAGGAACUGCAAAAGGUCAAUGCGGAUCUUGUCAAGAGCACAAUGACCAGCAUGGGAUUGGCAGCAAGUGCGGAGAACGCGACGCUUGGCUUACCUUCGCUGGGCGGCUUGGCCAAUGGUGGUAAUCUAGCAGACAUUGCUGCUGCUGCUGCUGCUGCUGCGGCGGCGGCGGCGGCGGCUGCAGCAACAACUCCAGGAGCCAGCACAAGUCGGCACGCUUCACCAUUUGCGGGCAUAACGUCGAUGCUGAUGGGUAAAAAGGAUAUCACUCUAACAGCUGCUGCAAGCGGUGCGAGCGGUCGAUCAUCGAUGGGUGGUGGGGGAGGCAUAUCAAGCUUGGCACGUCUCGCUACACCCUCCACUCCUUCCGGCGGCAGCGGCAACGGCGGCGACAAGUCGCUUCUCUCCUCCAAUCUGGCCAUCGGAGCAGCAGCAGGCGGCUCGCUAUCCAGAAAAAAUGUGGGAAGACCGAAAAAGUUGGAAGGUGGUACGGAGACGGAUGGCAUGGGACGCAAAACUACGGGCACCAUCGGUAAUAAACAUGCCAACUCUCUCGCUUCCGCUCUGUCCGACGGCAUCUCGGGCUUAUCUACCGCAGAGGAUAUGGAGAAGGAUGGUGAGCUGUACUGUACCUGUCAGAGACCCAGUUUUGGGGAAAUGAUUGGUUGCGACAGCGACGAUUGUCCGAUCGGUGAGUUUUCUCCUCUAUUGUUGUUGCCCACACAUUCUUCCCCCCAAGCAUCGCUUGCUUUUGGGCGUUCCAUCACGAUGCUUCGAAGCUCAUCAAAUCCGUCUUUGCCCAUGCAUCCCUGUUGUUUCUCUUUGCCCCUCCCCCCGCUUUUGCAGGCUGGUUCCAUCUGGAGUGCGUACCGGGUUUGGAGAAACCUUUGCCUGCUACGUGGUACUGCUCUCAGUGCACUGCGCGCAUGGAGGUGGAAAGAAAGGAAGCGGCAGCUGCUCAAGCGGCAGCUGCGGAGCUGAAGAGGGAACAAUCUGUCAAGGACAAGGAAGGAAUGAGCAACAAGAACAAGAAGCGAAAAAAGUGA
Messenger RNA from Ceraceosorus bombacis, 1580 nucleotides. The record is from the annotation of a GenBank genome assembly. Lineage: Eukaryota; Fungi; Basidiomycota; Exobasidiomycetes; Ceraceosorales; Ceraceosoraceae.